Molecule: messenger RNA, 2088 nt
Organism: Vigna unguiculata (cowpea)
Lineage: Eukaryota; Viridiplantae; Streptophyta; Magnoliopsida; Fabales; Fabaceae
Product: topless-related protein 1-like
Biological process (GO): regulation of DNA-templated transcription
Molecular function (GO): protein binding
Source: RefSeq, a predicted model, not a curated record
UUCCCAGUAAGAUAAAACCUUCUCAUGUUUUCUUCCUAAUUUUCAUCUUUUUUUUUCUCCUUUGGGUUGAGUUUGGGAUUGAUAAUACAAAAGAAACAGGUUGGUAAUGGAGAACUCUGCUCUACUAAAUAAAGAUCUUGUUUUCUUAACCAUAAAAUUUCUCAGAGAAGAGGGAUUGAAGGAAACUGCACACAUGCUUGAGUGUGAAAGUGGGUUGUUCUUUAACCUGAAGCAUUUUGAGAAGAUGUUAGUUGUUGGAAAAUGGGAUGAUGCUGAGAGCUAUCUUUCUAGAUUUACAAGCAUAGAUGACAACGUGCACUCAACCAAAAUUUACUUUGAAAUCAGAAAACAAAAAUACCUUGAAGCAUUGGAUAUUCACGAUCGUGGUGAGGCUUUAGAUAUUCUCCUUAGGGAUCUAAAAGUUUGUAUUCCCGGGCAUGAAGAACUGUUUAAUGAAUUGACUCAGCUUUUGGCAGUCAACAAUAUAAGAGAGCAUGCAUUACUUGCAACAUAUAAAGAUACAAAUUCUGCGAGGAAAAAUGUUGCAGAUGGUAUUAUAAAACUCAUUGAGGGAAAUCCUGAGUUCCAUGGAAAAUUGAAGUUUCCUACCUUUAAAAAACAGCGAUUAUAUUAUCUUCUGAACCUAAGUUUGAAUUGGCAACAUCAAGUUCGUAAAGAUCCACUUCGAGCUCCUGACAUGAAAACCUUUUUAAUGGACCCUGUUUCCAGUUCCAGUUCGAAUCCUUCACUUCUGCAAUCAGAAAAUAAUGAUUCAAUUGAAAACUUGCAAUCUGAAACUACAAUGGAGGAUCAUAAUGUAUUAUCACUGCAGGGAAGACCCAACCAGGUGUCAGAGGAGAAUGGUAAUAAAAAAGGCUUGGAAGAUGGGAGGUCCAAACCAAAAAUUUAUGAGUCGUCCCCUUGUCAAUUUUUGGAGCUUCCAACUCAUCCCGACAUAACCAAGAUAGUUAGAGUGACUUACACCAAUGAGGGAAAUGGCAUUUUGGCAUUGGCAUCAAAUGGUCAUCAUAUACUUUGGAAGUGGCCUUGUAAUAACCUUAACUCGGAUGGCAAGGCAACUACACAAGUUUCUCCUCAAAUUUGGCAACCAAGGAGCUCGCAAUUGAUGAGCAAUGAACUUUCAAGUUCAUAUAGUGGACCCCCAAUUUCUUCUUUUUCCUUAUCAAAGAACGAUUUAUAUCUCAUGUCAACAUCUGGUGGACCAAUCUCAUUGUUCCACAUGUUCUCGCUUGAGACUUUGACGACUAUCAUGCCACCAUCAUCUAUAACAACUUGCCUCGCCCUCUACCCUCGUGAUAACAAUAUACUCGCUAUUGGUAUGGAUGAUUUGAGUAUAAUUAUAUACAACACUAGUACAAAUAAGAUUAUAAGCAAACUUGAGGGUCACACCAAAAGAGUUUCCGACCUUGCAUUUUCAAAUAGUUUUGAUCUCCUUGUUUCCAUCGGUGUAAAUGAUCAGAUUUUUGUAUGGAACACCAAUGGAUGGAAAAAACUAAAAGAUAGGUACUUGCAAAUACAUGGACAAAGGGUGCCGGAAGUACUAACUGAGACACAUAUUCACUUUCACCUAUAUCAGAGGCACUUCCUUGUUGUACGAAGUGAUUGUCUUGUAAUGUAUAAAGCAAGAAAUCUCAAAUGUUAUAACCAGUGGGUUCCAAGAGCUGCAGAGGUUAUCUCCCAAGCAACUUUCUCAUCUGAUGGUCAAGCUGUGUAUGUCUGUUUUGUUGAUGGAACUGUAGCAAUACUUGAUACUUUAAAGUUUCAAAUGCGUUGUAAGAUUAAUCUCUCGACUUACAUUCCUACAAUCCCAAGUUCAAGCAUGUCUCCAAUAGCCAUUGCUGCACAUCCACAGAAUCCAACCCAGUUUGUUGUGGGGCUCACAGAUGGUAGAGCCUUUGUGUUUGAGCCUCGAGAGCCACAAGAUUGGAGCAGGUUUAGCCAUUGAUAAUGCAACACCAGGAUUGUGAGAGUUCGUGAACAUGUCAAAAAUGAAAUGAAUGACUGAAGAUUAAUAGAAAAGUAUAAUCAAUAAUUAGAGAAAAUAAAAAACAAUAAUACUGUUUAUUG